Apis florea (little honeybee) is the source of this 2982-nucleotide messenger RNA. It is a transcript of the gene Mtp, whose product is annotated as microsomal triacylglycerol transfer protein. The record is from RefSeq and is a predicted model, not a curated record. Gene Ontology annotation, molecular function: lipid binding. NCBI's taxonomy places the organism in Eukaryota, Metazoa, Arthropoda, Insecta, Hymenoptera, Apidae. Gene Ontology annotation, cellular component: Golgi apparatus; basolateral plasma membrane; endoplasmic reticulum. Gene Ontology annotation, biological process: lipid transport; lipoprotein metabolic process.
AUAAACAUCGUACAUAGUUAUCACGCAUAAACGAUACCGAACACGUCCACUAAUACUGUUUGUAGGACCACAACUCGCAUACACAGUCAACUAUCACUGUGUUCCAUUGGUAUUAUAGACUAGCCAUUCAAGAGUAACAAUAUUAGUCAGUCGACCAGUGACUCUCUACUGGAUCGCAUACUAAAUUGUUACGCGUUGUCGCGUCGAGUGGUUUUUUUCUUCGAAUACAGGGUUUAAUAGAAUUCACAUCGUCAUUGUUAUAUUAUUGAUCAUGUACUGGAAAGUGUGCGUGAUUGUUGCAGCUGUAGCCGGAGCUACCAGAGGUUGGCAAUUGGGAAGCGGGCUGAAAUAUAAACUGACAACAACUUUGCUGUUUAGCGAGACGGCUCCAUCGAAAUCCAGCGGAGAUGUUGGCUUUCGUUUGACCGGCGAGUUGGACGUGACUGCUACUUGGCGGAAACCGGAUGAUCGAGAUACCUUCUUAUUGAAAAUCGAGCUUCAUCAUCCGCAACUAUGGAUCAAAUCUCGAAGGGCACCGGAACCGGAAGGAUUCAUCGAACAUUCUUCCAGGAUAAACGCCCUAGCAAAGAAUCCUCUUUUGCUGGUCUGGAGGAACGGCGAAGUGCAAUCAAUCUUCAUAGACCCCGCAGAAAGUGUCUCUUCUGCGAAUUUGAAACGUGGCCUUGCCAGUCUCCUCCAAUACAGAGUGUUCGACAACGACGUCGAAGAACGAGACGCUUCUGGUCUCUGUACCGUGAUCUAUCACUCCCUCGGACCCGAAACAGUGGGAAAACGAAAAACAUCCUGCGAACGAAGCACUCUACCACCAAAGAAACGACAUCCAAAUCCAUCGUUCGGCGUAAAAGUGUCGAGUAGUCGGAAUUCCACGUACGAGCUCACGCAAGACCUGCUUCUGCCCAGCCUGAUUCGUGACGAGGAGAGGCACAGGAUGGUGCUGGCCGCUAGACCGGAAAUGGGCACCAUAGUUACGUCAGAGAGGACACUCGAACUGUUGCCUGGCACACUGAACGCGAAAACCGUGCAAGCUGAUACCUUGAAGCAGGCUGUUGCUGCUGUGCAACCUGGAUGUAGGGAGACGAGUAUCGAACUGCAGUUGGAGUCAUUUGCGUGCCCUGAUACCGGAUGUCCGACGAUUGAACAAACAAUCGAUGAGUAUCGCAACGCUUUGGAGAACAACGCUUUGGGCACAGGGAAAUCCGCCUCUGCAUUCCUCAAGUUAGUACCUCUAGUCAAAUCAGCUUCUCCAGACGAGCUUUUGAAAAUUUUAAAAAGUCCUCGAUAUCGUCAACUAAAACCACAACUAUUGGACAUAUUUGGUGUGGCCUCAACUGUGGCGAGUCAUCAGGCAGCCAUGAAGAUUCUCAAACAAGACGAAAGAGGCGACGAAACCGAAAGAUAUCUCUGGGCCCUGUCCUUAUCCCCAACACCAGAUGCAGAUAUCGCCAAAAAUAUUCUGAAACGAUCAGAAGAGACUAAUCCAAACGAUAAAAUAGCAGAAACACUAGCCCUAACUGCAGCAGCGAUGGCACGCCAUCUAGGAUCUCCAGCUGCUAUCGAAAAAGCAAGGACUAGCUUAGAAAUUGGCCUCGACAGUUGCACAGGAGAAGAAUGCAAAUUAAAGUUCCUUAGAGCUCUAAGAAAUUUAAGAAGCAAGAAUGCAAUCCCUAAGUUGUUAAAAUUCGCAACAAGUGAGGAAAAAUCGCUCAGCAUUGCUGCUUGGAAAGCUUUGGCAAUUCUGCCCAAAGAUUCAAUUACAUCUGAGGUGAAGAAAGCGGCUAGACGUGUUUUCUAUCAAAUAGGGGGACCCAAGAGGGACAGUAGUGCUAGAACUCUGGCUUUAGAUAUUAUUCUCGAAACAGGUCCAUCGAAAGAAGACAUUAGACACCUUGUGGAAUACUUGGCAGGCACGGAUCCUGCAUACGAGGUCCGCAAAUAUCUUAGUCAACGAUUGGAACAGCUUUCUGAAAAAGAUCCUCAAUUAGCCAAGGAUCUGAAUGAAGUUUUAAGUACAAGUGGAAAAGAUAUCGUUAAUUAUAACGUGUUUUCCCAAAAAGGUUUAAGCACAGCAUUCACUAGAAGUUUCUUAAGAUCGCCAGACAGUAAUGGAUCACUGGUAACCAUUCAGGAAAUCAAUUCAGGAUUGAUGAAACGUGGAAUAGUGGACGUGAUUCUCCAAGUCGAGGACCACGAGGAGGCGCUGUUCUCUCUUGGCCUGUUCGCAGGAGGUCUAGGAAGCUUCGUCUCGACGUCUGAGGAAGAAGAUAUCCAAGAUAACGAACCUGCUACAGCAGGAAUGGAACUAGAUUUCUUGGGAGUUGGCAUCAGACCAUUCGUUUUCUUCUCUGGUCAAGGGGAACUCAUGGGCCACGUUUGGUCUGGUACAGCGUCUGAACGAACUCCAGCCUUCCAAGCCUUGUCUCCAAUCCACUAUUACAACGAAUACAUUCCAUUGGCCUCAGGAAUCGUGGUUGAGAUCGACGUUCAGGGUGCGGUUAGCUUUGAUUUAGCUGGACAGAUUCAACUGAGUUUAUGGUCCAGAAAUGCCCAGUCUCUGGUAGAUUUGAAGGCUGGAGUGAUGAUCCAAGGAGGAACAAAGGUACGAUCCGAUUUUGUGCAGAGCAUGGCUGAAUUCUCUAUGACCAUGGAACCCAAAUUGGAAUUGGCCACUGAUGUGGACUUUUCUGGACCAGUGUCUUUGUGCAUGAAACUCAGCCAACCAGAGAACGUGGUUAAGUAUCAAGUGUACAAGGUCGAAAGAGUGGCUGGAAGUAGGCAUAAGCUGAGGAAGACUAGAAGGAUAAGGCUGCAUAAUCCUGGUAAAUCUUAUCUGUUGAACAGAAAGAAUAACGAAAUGUGUUCGAAGAUUACCGAUUGAAGACUGUUUGUUGAAGUUUGUCAUAAAACUUUAUAAAAUAUACAAAGACAAUUAUAAAGGAUAUCAAAUUUUUUUUCCAUGUGCAU